This is a messenger RNA of Sebastes umbrosus (honeycomb rockfish), 1917 nucleotides long. It is a transcript of the gene spag6, whose product is annotated as sperm associated antigen 6. Gene Ontology annotation, molecular function: microtubule binding. NCBI's taxonomy places the organism in Eukaryota, Metazoa, Chordata, Actinopteri, Perciformes, Sebastidae. Gene Ontology annotation, biological process: filopodium assembly; sperm axoneme assembly; neuron projection extension. The transcript is spliced from 11 exons. Bases 138 to 1661 code for a protein of 507 amino acids. The record is from RefSeq and is a predicted model, not a curated record. Gene Ontology annotation, cellular component: microtubule cytoskeleton; acrosomal vesicle; axoneme.
CCUAACAACAUCACCAUAGCCCAAACCUGCAGACCUGCAGGAGAAACACGGAUUAUUGUGAUCAAUUCAACGUGUUUUCUGUGUAGAUAAUCCUAUAAUAAGUCUUUAAGAGGAGGCAUUUUCCAAUCAGGGUAACAAUGAGUCAACGACAGAUAAUUCAAGUUUUUGAGCAGUAUCAGAAAUCAAGGAUGCAGUUUGUGCAAGCUGUUGCUGAUCUGGCAGCCAGACCACAAAACAUAGACUUCCUUCAAAAUGCUGGUGUGAUGUCCAUGCUGCGUCCCCUCAUGUUGGACGUGGUCCCCGGCAUCCAGCAGACGGCAGCUAUGGCUCUGGGCCGCCUGGCAGACCACAGUGAUGACCUGGCCGAGGCCGUGGUGAGGGAAGACAUCCUGUCCCAGCUGGUCCAAUCGCUGGCCUCGCAGAAUAGGUUUUAUAAGAAGUCAGCAGCGUUUGUGCUGCGUGCAGUUGCUAAACACUCCCCGGAGCUGGCCCAGGCUGUGGUGACCAGUGGGGGAGUUGAUGCCCUGGUUCUCUGCCUGGAGGAGUUUGACCCCGGGGUGAAGGAGGCUGCAGCCUGGGCUUUAGGCUACAUCGCACGACACAAUGCAUUUUUGUCUCAGUCGGUUGUGGAUGCGGGUGCCAUCCCCCUGCUGGUGUUGUGUCUUCUGGAGCCUGAGUUGGCCCUCAAACGCAUCUCAGCUUCCACCCUCAGCGACAUCGCCAAGCACACACCAGAGCUGGCCCAGACUGUGGUGGACAAUGGUGCCAUCGCACAUCUGGCACAGAUGAUCCUCAACCCAGACGCCAAACUAAAGAGGCAGGUGUUCUCAGCCCUCAGUCAGAUCAGUAAACACUCCAUCUGCCUGGCAGAGAUGGUGAUAGAGGCUGAGAUCUUCCCUGCAGCAGUGACCUGCCUCAAAGAUCCAGAUGAGUAUGUCAGGAAGAACGUCGCCACUCUGAUGAGGGAGGUUGCGAAACACACACCGGAGCUGUCCCAGGUGAUUGUGAAUUGUGGUGGCAUGGCAGCUGUGAUCGACUAUCUGGGCGAUUGCCGUGGAAACCUGCGGUUGCCGGGGAUCAUGAUGCUGGGAUAUGUGGCAGCUCACAGCGAGAACCUCGCCAUGGCUGUCAUUCUCUCCAAGGGGGUGCCCCAGCUGGGCCUGUGUCUGUCUGAGGAGCAUGAACAUCAUAUCAAGGCAGCCACAGCCUGGUCCAUCGGUCAGAUAGGUUAUCACACCCCUGAGCACGCCAAGGCAGUGGCCAACACUAACCUCCUGACCAAACUGCUGGAACUCUACAUGGACGCCAGAAGCUCAGAGGACCUGCAGGCCAAAAGUAAGAAGGCCCUAAAGAGCAUUCUGCAGAAGUGCACCUACCUGCCAGGUCUGGAGCCCCUCCUCUACGAUGCUCCAAGCAACAUCCUUAAAUAUGUUGUCUUCCAGUUCAGCAAGGUGCUGCCUCAUGACAGUAAGGCUCGCCGUCUGUUUGUGACCAGCGGAGGGCUGAAGAAAGUGCAGGAGAUCGAGGCAGAGCCUGGCUCCCCUCUACAGGAGCACAUCAACACCAUCAACAGCUGUUUUCCUGAAGAGAUUGUCAGGUACUACUCACCUGGCUACUCAGAUGUCUUGCUGGAGCGGUUAGAGAACUACCAGCCAUCCUGACCUCCGUUCACACUACACAUCCUGUUGAAAUGUUAACAUGAACAUGUACGGUGUGUGUAUGCCUUUACAGUAAAAUUCAAGCAGUUUUAAAGAGUAGUUUUCCUUCUUUUAUAUCGUCUGGGUUAAGCUUUAAAUGCAUGUUGGCAGUAUAACUGCAGCUUGUAGGACGGAUAUGAGAGUAUAUGCUCAUAAUAUUGUCACUAUAUGUUGUGUAAGGUACUCUAAAGAUAGAAAUAAAUAAAGGACAUUUCAUGGA